AUGGCUUGGCGAAGUCAUGGGGUAAAUAAUGCUGAUAUGAUACGGAAUUUACGAGCCAAUGGCAUCAUAAAAUCAGAUGCAGUAGCAAAUGCUAUGCUAUCAGUUGACCGGAAGAAUUACUGUCCAUAUUCGCCAUACCAUGAUUCACCACAAACUAUUGGAUACUCAGCUACAAUUAGUGCUCCACAUAUGCAUGCUCAUGCACUAGAAAGGCUUAAGAAUCAAUUGAUCCCAGGUGAAAAAGCAUUGGAUGUAGGAUCUGGGUCUGGAUACCUAACAGCCUGUAUGGCUAUAAUGGUUGGAGAAACAGGCAGAGUUGUGGGCAUAGAGCACAUAUCUGAAUUAGUUACAUUAGCUACUAAAAAUAUCCACGCCGAUAACCCCACACUACUUACUUCUGAAAGAAUUAAGUUGAUUGCUGGUGAUGGACGUCUAGGAUAUCCUUCAGAAGGACCCUACAAUGCUAUCCAUGUAGGAGCUGCAGCUCCUACAUUGCCACAAGCAUUAGUUGAUCAGUUAAAACCUGGUGGAAGGCUUAUUGUACCUGUGGGACCAGAAGGAGGAGAACAGCAUUUAACCCAGGUUGACAAGGCAGCUGAUGGUACAACCACUGUUAAGAAACUAAUGAGUGUGAUCUAUGUACCCCUGACUGAUAAAGAUCGUCAAUAUCGUAAGUGAUGU
Molecule: messenger RNA, 681 nt
Organism: Spodoptera littoralis (African cotton leafworm)
Lineage: Eukaryota; Metazoa; Arthropoda; Insecta; Lepidoptera; Noctuidae
Source: the annotation of a GenBank genome assembly